Molecule: messenger RNA, 1362 nt
Organism: Panonychus citri (citrus red mite)
Lineage: Eukaryota; Metazoa; Arthropoda; Arachnida; Trombidiformes; Tetranychidae
Gene: Snup
Product: snurportin-1-like
Exons: 3
Coding region: 143-1132 (329 amino acids)
Biological process (GO): snRNA import into nucleus
Cellular component (GO): nucleus; cytoplasm
Source: RefSeq, a predicted model, not a curated record
ACAAUUGAAUUUUCUUGAAACCGGCAAAUGUUUUAAUUAAUUUUCAUCUCUACAUUUUUAAUUUAAUUUAAUUCUCUUGACGAGUGUUAUUUUUUUCUUGUGUUAAUUGUUAUCUCUAUUGACUGAUCUCUCUGUUUCCACCAUGACCUGUAACACAAUCUGUAACCCAGAUCUUGGAGAUAUUAUUGAAAAGCUAAAUGUUGGCUUGGAAGUGUCUCGAUCAACCAAAAUAUUUAAUCCUCAUUAUGCUUUAUAUAAAAAUAAAGCCAAUGGAAUUGAUAUUCAAAAGAGAAGAGAACAAUUUCUAAUUAAUCAAAAAUCAAAACGUAAAGAAAAUCUGAUGAAGAUACGACGAUUGACCAGUAUAAGUAUCGAUGAUGGUGACAGUUUGGAUGGUGACAAUGAUCGUGAAAAUUGCGGUGAAACAUCAGAUGAAAGUAUGGAUACAACAGCAACCAAAUCUGUAAAAUCGUCUCAUGUUAAAGAGGAAAAGUUUAACAUGUACAAAGAUCAAUUAAUGUUAUCUGAAUGGUUAACCGAGAAACCUUUUGAUUUUAUUGACAAUUGGUUUUUGGUUUUAUGUCCAAUUGGUAAAAGAUGUCUGGUCAUCGCCUCAUCUGGUCAAACUAAAGCCUAUUCACGAACUGGUCAUUUUAUUUCAUCAUUUCCAUCAUACUUACCUGGAGGUAAUAGAAGAGAUAAUUGUGCUCAUCGUAAAAGUGCAAUUCUUGAUUGCAUCUACUCUGAAUUGGAUAAAACAUAUUAUAUUCUUGAUGUAAUGUUAUGGAAUCAAAGUCAUUUCUAUGACAGUGAAACUGACCUACGAUUUUAUUGGUUAAAUUGUAAGAUACGAGAGGAAUAUAGCAAAGUAUCAACAACCGACCAUUUGAAUCCAUACAAAUUUAUCCUCUUGGAUCAUUAUAACUGUGAUAAUCAAUCGAUAAUUAAAGCUAUUACAUCUUAUUCUCUCAAACCCAAGAUUGAUGGCCUUUUAUUUUUCCACAAGAAAAGUCAUUACAUUCCCGAAGUAUCUCCAUUAGUAUGUUGGCUUAAAUUGAACAUGAUAAAAGACAUUCUUGGCAUCGAACUUGACUUAACUAAUCAAUCGAUGGACGUACAAAUUGAAGAUUAACAAGACCCGAUAACUUUAGGUCAACAUAUUCAUUCACCGGCUUGAGAAUCCAUUCUCACAGAUUCAUCAUUUUUUUUUGUAAAAUCGUUUCAGCGAAAAUCAUUAACAUUAUUUAAAUCUCAUGUUGUUUAGUGGAAAAAAAAUCUCCACCACAGUUUUACAAAGAUUAUAAUAAUUAUUGAAUUGUUCUCAUUGCAAGUAUUCAAUUAAAAUUCUAUCAUUAUUAUCUA